Cicer arietinum (chickpea) is the source of this 2212-nucleotide messenger RNA. RefSeq lists its product as uncharacterized. The record is from RefSeq and is a predicted model, not a curated record. NCBI's taxonomy places the organism in Eukaryota, Viridiplantae, Streptophyta, Magnoliopsida, Fabales, Fabaceae.
UUGAAAUUAAACGAAGAACAUUCCAAUACAUCAUGAUUCAUGAAUUUGAAACUUUUUUCUGAACAAAAAAACAUUUUUUUUUUAAUAACAGCACCUGGAUGAUGUGAAUGCGGCAAAAGCAGAACAUGUAUGAGAGAAUUGGUGACAAAAUCAAAAGUAGAAGAAAACGCCCAACACUCUCUCUUUCGCUAAUUCUACCGUUGUUCUUCACUCUCCACUAUUUUUUAUUUAUCAUCAAAAGUUUUCCUGGUGGUCUCAAUCAAGUAUAAUCAAUUAUAUAGUGUUCUCAUCACAUUCCAAUUCAAAUUUGGGAGUUAGGGUUUCAGUAUUGUGUUGAUAUACUGUUCUCAUUACUAUCCAAUUCUAAUUUAGGAAUUAGGGUUUCAGAAUUGUGUAUAUAUAAUGUUGUCAUCACAAUUCAAAUUUGGGAAUUAGGGUUUGUGAAUUGUGUUGAUAUACUGUUUUCAGCACAAUCCAAUUCAAAUUUGGGAAUUUGGGUUUUUGAAUUGUGUUCCAAUUAUGAAUGGUUCAGGUUUGGGUGCUGGGUUUUUGUCUGGUCCUAGUGGGGGUAUUUUGGACCUGGAAUCUCCAUUUCACAGGCACCAACAGACUCAAUUGGGCCAUCCAAAUGUAACUGGUCAACACCAUAUGAAUAUCAUGACUGGUCUGGAAAAUGAUAACCGAAUUGGCCUAAUUGAAGUGAAAAACUUGAACGCGGCGUUGAGUUUUGGUAAAGGCAAGGCGAUUGCAGAAGAUGACUUGAGCGAAGAUGAUGAGCAUGGUUAUGCAGAAGAUGGGAAUUGCGAGAAUUUCGACGGUGGCAAAGGUAAAAAGGGGUCACCUUGGCAGAGGAUGAAGUGGACGGACAAUGUGGUUGGUCUUCUUAUAGCUGUGGUGAGUUGUGUUGGUGAUGAUGGCACAAUUGGUGGUGUCGAUGGUGUCAAAAGGAAAUCAGGGGUUUUACAGAAGAAGGGUAAGUGGAAAACUGUUUCCAAGAUAAUGAUAAGUAAAGGUUGUCAUGUGUCGCCGCAACAGUGUGAGGACAAAUUCAAUGACUUGAAUAAGAGGUAUAAGAGAUUGAAUGAGAUACUUGGAAGGGGAACUUGUUGUCAAGUGGUUGAAAAUCCUGCACUAAUGGAUUCAAUGCCCAACCUUACUGCUAAGUCCAAGGAUGAUGUUAGAAAGAUAUUGAGCUCAAAACACUUGUUUUAUAAAGAGAUGUGUGCAUACCAUAAUGGGCAAAGGAUACCAAAUAGCCAUGAUCUUGACUUACACAGUUAUUCAUUAGAACACGGGAAGGACUCGAGAGAUAAUGAUGGAUCUGAGGAUGAAGAUGAGGAUAACAAUGAAAGCGAGGAUGAUGAGUUGGAUAAUGAAAUUAAUAUUAAUGCACAUGGGCAUGGAGGUAGGAUGGAAGAAGUCUAUGAUAGAAAUAAAUUAAGUGAGGAAGAUGGCCACUUUUGGCCACGAUCUGUUGCUAUGGAGAAACUUGAGGUUGAAAUGGCAAGGGUUUUUCAAGACCCCGCAAUGUCACCGUGGGAGCGAAGAGAGUGGAUUAAGGUACAGCUGUUGCAGCUUCAAGAGCAAAAUGUCGGCUACCAAGUCAGGGCUCUUGAACUUCAGAAACAGCGGUUUAAGUGGUUAAGAUAUUGCAGCAAAAAGGACCGGGAGCUGGAGAAGCUAAGGAUGGAGAACAAGAGAAUGAAAUUGGAAAAUGAACGCAGAAUCUUGAAACUGAAGCAGAGAGAACUCGAGGCAGACGUCAGUAGGGCUGAGGUGUCCUUAGACCCUUCCUCCAUUGGUAUCAACAGGCCACAAGGAAGGGAACAUAUCAAUUUGGGUAGACCGCAGUAGCUCCCAGAUAUGAUCGAUCAUCAUUGCUUACACAAUGUAUGAAAUGUAACUCUUUUGUUUAUGAUGAUGUUUCAUAAUAAUUUGUUAAAACACUUAGACUAACUUAGCGGGUUAUAUAUAUAAUCUAUAUAAUUACGUAUAGAAGUUAUUGGCUUUAAACAUCAAUGCUAUAUUUAUUUGUUCUUGGGUUGUUAGUUAUAUGGUUGAGAGGUGAGUUUUCUAGACAUUUGCCCUAAGCUACUAGUUGCGUGCUUCACCUCAUUUGAUGAUUAUAAAUUUUAGGCUGGUGAGUUUUAUAUGUUACUAGAAUUGGAAUGAUGUCUAUCUAAUGCACUUGAACAUUUAUUGGUCAUCUUAA